Messenger RNA from Stereum hirsutum FP-91666 SS1, 1220 nucleotides. RefSeq lists its product as uncharacterized. The record is from RefSeq and is a predicted model, not a curated record. Bases 315 to 605 code for a protein of 96 amino acids. The transcript is spliced from 2 exons. Lineage: Eukaryota; Fungi; Basidiomycota; Agaricomycetes; Russulales; Stereaceae.
UGUGAGCGCGAUUGAGGACACUGUGAGGGAUGUGGAAGAAGCGGGGAGGGGUAGUGAGGAAGGAGGGGAUGGUGUUCGUGUUUCUAUGGAAGAUGUAGAGGUCGAGGGUGCGAGUGCGAUAGUUCCGACUCCGAUGCUCGGACACGAACAUAACCCUUCCUUAUCCCAGCCCCUAUUCUCCAGCUCCAGCUCCAGGAAGGCUUUCCCACCAAGCGUCCUGAAUCCCAACUCCACUUCCUUCCCGUCUUCGCCUCCUGCGCCUGCACCUCCGUACGCAGUCCAGUUCUCGGGCUCGUCAUAUGCUCCUCAUGACAAUGGGUUCCCGUAUACUACCUGGCUUCCGUAUCCUCUUUCUUUCGACGGACACGGACACGGACACGGACACUUCAUGCACCCCGCUCAAGCUCACCCCUACACUCAUUCUCAUUUCGCGUCAUUUCCCAGGCCCCCAGAUCCUCCGUCCACUUCCACUUCCACUUCCGCCCCUGCUCCCUCUCCAAUGCAUCUUAACGACCUCAACCCCGACCUCAACCCCGACCCCGACCCAUCCACCUCGAGCUCCCAACACGGCCUUCCUCUCCCUGUCCCUUUCCCUUUCCCUUUGACUUACUUUCAACCCUCGUACAAUAACGAUAACGAUGAUCAUGUUCCGGCGACUGGACUUGGACUUGGACUUGGACAUGCGCAUGCGCAUGCGUUCUAUGGGUUCUUGUCGAGUCUGGAUGUCUUACCGCCUGCGCCUUCGCAGCUCUUACAGGGACUUCCUGAGAAUUUACCGCCUGCGCCUUUGCAGGUCUUACAGGCACUCAGGCUCCCAGAGCAUCUACCACCACCACCACCUCCUCCUCCUCCUCCUCCUCCUCCUCCUCCUCCUCCGACGACGACGACGCAGACUAGAGAACUCAAGACUUCUCAGCCGAGGGGCUCGGAUGGGAGAUUUAGGUCUGUCGCGAGGGGGACUGGGGUAGGUGCUGGCGGUGCUGGUGGUGCUGGCACGACUUUGACGGUGGACGAGGAAGAGGCGAGUGGGGGUAUGCAUCUAUCGAGGUCGGAGGCGCAUCUAUCGGGCUCGAGCUUUGAGAAUGGGGAAGAUGCACGUACAUCGCCUUCUGCGCCCGUCCCGGCAUCCCAUCCCUCUUAUCCUCAUCCUCAUCCUUCGUCUCCAUCUUCACAUUCUUCCCCUCCAUCUUCACAUCCUUCUCCUCCAUCUUCACAUCCUU